AUGGUGUUUCGAAAUCCUUUGCAAUUACAAAACAAGGGGGAAAAGCAAAGAAGGUUUCUAGUGAAAAAAAUUAAGAAAUCACCUGGUGGCUCUGAUGAGCACAAACAAAAACCACCCAAGUCAAAAGAUCUAAAGGAUAAUGUAGCUUCGGCAUCAAAAGGAAAAGAGAAAUUGGUUGAUGAUGAUGAUGAGGAAGAAGAAGAAGAUGAUGAUGAUGAAAAUGAAAAGUUAAAAUGCAAGUCUCGUGACGCAGAGAUUGAUGAGAAUCUCUUUGACAAGAUUGCGAUCACUUCUCUUCCAGACCAUGGCGUUGACCAAGUGCUUUUCUCAUUCUAUCUCAAGAAUGUGAAGCCUCAGUAUCAAACUUGGAGCUCAAAGAAGAUUACUGUUGUCAAUGUUUUUAGACCAGUUGAAACUGAGAGCUUUAUCAAUACUCGUUUCAAGGUUGCUCGUGGGGCUACGAGUUUUGUCUUUGAAUUUACUCUGGCUGAUUUUACCUACCUUAACCCAUUCGACUGGAUUUAUCUAUUGCAUCUUUUGCUAAAGUAUGAACAAAAAUUCGAACCUAUUGUUGCACAUCUUAAAAGAAUGUUGGUUUGUUACAUCCAAGAAAUUGGGAAGAUGUAUGUGGAAAUUGCGACUGUCCUUCGCAAGAAACCUACAGUGCUUCCUAAGGAGCCUCUGAAAGAUCUUGACAAGAUGAAGCUGGGGAGAAUACGAAAGGAUGAUUGGAGUAUGGCAUUUCAAAUACAAGAAAAUUUUGAUGAUAAUUUUCAUAGAGUUUUCUUCUUUCUGCCUGACAAGCAUCUAUACUCUACCCCAUGCCUGGAAUACAUUUUGGAGUUUAGUGCAAAGCAAACAGUGCUGGGGACAAGCAAUGCUUUUCAGAUAUGA
Lactuca saligna is the source of this 894-nucleotide messenger RNA. Lineage: Eukaryota; Viridiplantae; Streptophyta; Magnoliopsida; Asterales; Asteraceae. The record is from the annotation of a GenBank genome assembly.